This is a messenger RNA of Trichoplax adhaerens, 1404 nucleotides long. RefSeq lists its product as uncharacterized. The transcript is spliced from 5 exons. The record is from RefSeq and is a predicted model, not a curated record. Gene Ontology annotation, biological process: transmembrane transport. Lineage: Eukaryota; Metazoa; Placozoa; Uniplacotomia; Trichoplacea; Trichoplacidae. Gene Ontology annotation, cellular component: membrane. Gene Ontology annotation, molecular function: transmembrane transporter activity. The coding region runs from base 1 to 1404 and encodes 467 amino acids.
AUGAGUAAAGAGAAAUUAUCACGUGGAAUAGCUCAACAAAUUCUAGUCACAUUAAUUGCUUGCAUUGCCAACGUUAAUUUCGGAUUUGCUACGCAAUAUUCAUCGCAAGCCACUCCACAAUUGCAAAAUAAACUCUUAGGCGAUCGAUACUUGACCAAUUUGGAUGUUAGCUUAUUUGGGUCAUUAUUUUCUGUUGGUGGCAUCAUUGGUGGUAUUAUCGGCAGUUUAUUCCUUCGUUACUUGGGCAGAAGAUCAACUUUAGUUGUUUGCUCAGCUCCGUUUGUUUUAGGUUGGUGUUUUAUUAUGUAUGGACCAAACAAAAUUUAUUUAAUCAUUGGUCGUACAUUUACCGGCAUUGGAGCUAUUCUAGCAGCGAUGGCUGCACCAAUUUAUGUGGCAGAAACCUGUUCUCCAUCUAUUCGUGGGCGACUAGUUUCAGCAACAUUUUUAGCCGCUAUUUGUGGUAACUUUUUAUGCGUUCUUUUCUCACUAAUUCUUAACUGGAAUUACUUGGCGUUAGUGAGUGUCGUACUAUUAACUAUCUUAUCCAUCGCUAUGGCGUUUUUGCCUGAAACACCAAGAUGGUUAUUAUCACAGGGUCGAACCUACCAAGCAUUUUAUGCGCUUAAAUGGCUACGCGGAGAUGAUCAAGAUAUUCGACCUGAAUUACAAGCAAUCGAUCAGAGUCUUAACGAUAAUCAAAAAUUAAAAUGUUCUGAGUUACGUCAGCCAGCAGUAUUAAAGCCUCUUAUGAUAUCCAUUAUGUUAAUGAUACUACAGCAAACGUCGGGAAUCAAUAUUUUCAUUUUUUAUGGUGUCUCGAUUAUUCAAAGAACUGGAAUUUCCGCAGGCUAUGAGAUUAGCGUUAUCCUGGUCGGUGGACUACUUCUAUCGACGAUAUCAACCCUAUACACAGUUGAUUACUUUGGUCGCAGGAAAAUGCUAAUUACAUCUGGUCUUGGUAUGGCCGUAGGUCAUUUUUGUUUUGGUAUUUAUCAUUUAAUGGUUAUUUCUGAGGCAGCAGGAGAUCUCCGCUGGCUUGCUGUUGCUACCGUUGCAAUUAUCUUAGUAUCAUUCGGUUUAGGUUGGGGAGCUGUGCCAUUUUUAAGCAUGUCUGAACUUUUACCCAUUCGCAUAAGAUCAGUUGGCAGUGGCUUAGCUAUGAUAGCAAAUUGGUUGACAGCAUUUAUAGUAACUUAUUUUUAUGAUAAAAUGACAAAAACGAUGGAAAUAUACGGUACCUUCUGGCUCUAUGCCGUAUUUUCAAUCAUUGCAGUUAUUUAUGUCUAUUAUGCACUUCCAGAAACGAAGGGGAAAUCUUUAGAAGAGAUAGAAGCUUACUUUCGUCUAAACAAACGAGUAUAUAAUAGUGAAGAAGAAAUGGAAUUAAGCCCGAAAGAUUAG